Molecule: messenger RNA, 933 nt
Organism: Daldinia childiae
Lineage: Eukaryota; Fungi; Ascomycota; Sordariomycetes; Xylariales; Hypoxylaceae
Exons: 7
Coding region: 1-933 (310 amino acids)
Cellular component (GO): membrane
Molecular function (GO): transmembrane transporter activity
Source: RefSeq, a predicted model, not a curated record
AUGGAAUUGGUACCGUCUCCCACAGGAACCCGAAUUUCGAGGCGUGGAGGUACAUGUCCUAUUCUGACAAUUGUCGCGGGACUAUCUUGUUUUCUCCUCCUCGGUACACCAUCUGAAGUGGGUUGGUUGUCCGCAGAGGAAAAGAAGAUAGCCAGAGCUCGCAUCCUAUCCAAUAACACCGGUCACGAUAAAACAGCUGUCAAGGACUGGAAGUGGGAACAAGUUAGAGAGUGUCUACAAGAUCCAAUAUUCUGGAUCGCUGGUGCAAAUGCCUUCCUAGGAUCGGUUCCAAACGGUGCCCUGACGGCGUUUUCGGGGAUAUUGACCACCAGCUAUGGUUUUACGAAUUUACAAAAUAUUCUGUUGAACAUUCCGAAAAUGAUUUUCUCGGCGCUAUUCUUCCUCGCGAUAGGACUACUGGUUUCGAAGAAGAAGAACCUCCGAUUGUGGAUCAUGGGGCUCUCUCAACUUCCGGCAAUUGCUGGCUUUCUCAUCAUCGCUCUUCUUCCAAAUGAGCCACAAUACAAAUGGACGAAAUGGGGUGGGAUUUUCAUGACUUCACCUUUUAUAGUAUCCACGUUCUUUGCUUGGUCGUUAAUCCCGUCAAACAUCGCCGGGCGAACAAAGCGGACUGUCGUAUCAUCAAUCACAUUUGUGGGAUAUUGCGUUGGAAAUAUGGUGGGCACUCAGAUUUUCCAGGCCAAGGAUGCGCCUAGAUACACCCCAGGGACGAUUGGCUGUAUAACAUGCUUAGGAAUCCAGAUACUACUGAUCAUUUUAUGGAGGACCAUCCUGGUUAUGCGCAACGGGCGUAGGGACAGACGGAUGAGGGAGCUAGGAAUGUCGGAAGAUGAUAGAAUCAAGGCUGGCUUGGAAAUGGGCGAACGAGACCACACCGACUUUGAGAACCCCUAUUUCCGAUACGUGAUGUAA